Messenger RNA from Mugil cephalus (flathead mullet), 6156 nucleotides. RefSeq names its product SEC31 homolog A, COPII coat complex component (gene sec31a). The record is from RefSeq and is a predicted model, not a curated record. NCBI's taxonomy places the organism in Eukaryota, Metazoa, Chordata, Actinopteri, Mugiliformes, Mugilidae. Gene Ontology annotation, cellular component: endoplasmic reticulum exit site; COPII vesicle coat. Gene Ontology annotation, molecular function: structural molecule activity; protein binding. The transcript is spliced from 28 exons. Gene Ontology annotation, biological process: endoplasmic reticulum to Golgi vesicle-mediated transport; intracellular protein transport; COPII-coated vesicle cargo loading. Bases 445 to 4623 code for a protein of 1392 amino acids.
AACUGUUAUAGCUACAGCGUUAGCAUAGUUAGCAUGCUAGUAGGGACCAUACAGUGAAUGGGAGAGAGGGAGUUUACUCGUUAAGAUACAACGUUAGCAUAGUUAGCACGCUAGCAGGGAAGCAACGGGAUGAGGUCGUUCCCCGGAAGCGGUUGUUCUUCUUCGUGGCAGGAGGAGUUCUUCUUCGUGGCAGGAGGAGACUGUUGCUUAGUGCCACGUUGAUGGAGACCAGUGGGGACGUGGAAAUCUGUCUGGAGUCCGCAGCCGGGUCCCGGUAGCCUCUUCUUCUGUGUGUGUGUGUGUUUUUUUUUUUUUUACACUUCGCUAAUCCUUAAGCAGAAGCGAAAGGGGAACUCGUGCGUGUUGCGGAAAGAUUGUUUUUUUGUGCCUGUCACCUGUUUUAUGUGUUCGUUCAUGUGAGAAGAAGCAGCGUAGAAGAGAAGGAUGAAACUUAAAGAGAUCAACCGCACAGCCAUCCAGAGCUGGAGUCCUUCUCAGCACCAUCCCAUCUACCUGGCGACAGGAACAUCAGCUCAGCAGCUGGACGCCUCCUUCAGCACUAAUGCGUCUCUGGAGUUUUUCGAGCUGGACUUGGCCGAACCGUCUCUGGACAUGAAAUCAUGUGGCAGCUUCUCGUCCUCUCACAGAUACCACAAGCUUGUGUGGGGUCCGUACGGCAUGGACUCCGAGGGUCACGCGUCUGGAGUCCUGGUGGCGGGAAGCGACAACGGCGACGUGAUCCUGUACGACCCGGCGAAGAUCAUGGCCGGAGGCAGCGACGUGGUCAUAGCGGAGAGCGACAAGCACACGGGGCCGGUCAGAGCUCUGGACGUCAACCCCUUCCAGACAAACCUGGUGGCGUCCGGUGGGAAUGAGUCUGAAAUCUACAUCUGGGACAUGAAUAACUUCAGUUCUCCGAUGACGCCGGGACCGAAGACACAGCCUCUGGAGGACAUCAGCUGUGUGUCGUGGAACAGGCAGGUCCAGCACAUCCUGGCCUCGGCGAGUCCGAGCGGCCGGGCGUCGGUGUGGGACCUUCGCAAGAACGACCUCAUCAUCAAAGUCAGCGACCACAGCAACAGGAUGCAUUGCUCGGGUCUGGCCUGGAACCCGGAGGUGGCCACUCAGCUGGUCUUGUCCUCGGAGGACGACCGGAUGCCCGUCAUCCAGAUGUGGGACUUACGCUUCGCUACCUCCCCGUUUAAGAUUUUAGAGGCUCACACACGCGGCGUCCUGGCCAUCGCCUGGAGCUUGGCCGAUCCUGAGCUGCUUCUGAGCUGUGGGAAGGACAGCAGGAUCCUGUGCUGGAACCCAAACACAGCCGAGGUGCUGUACGAGCUUCCCACCAGCAGCCAGUGGUGCUUCGACAUCCAGUGGUGCCCCAGGAACCCGGCGGUGCUGUCGGUCGCCGGCUUCGACGGACACAUCGACAUCUACUCCAUCAUGGGAGGCAGCAGCCAAGCGCAGAGCCAGAGACACGCCGACCAGAUAAGCAACUCAUUCGGGAACAUGGAUCCCUUCGGGACGGGCCAAGCGUUGCCUCCGCUGCAGCUCCCCCAGAGCACCGCUCCUCCGGCGCCGGUCAACCCCCUGAAGAAGCCGCCCAAGUGGAUCCGCAGACCCGUCGGCGCCUCCUUCGCCUUUGGCGGGAAACUGGUGUCCUUGGAGAACACGAAGCCGAACCCCCAGCAGCCCCAGCAGCCCACCUCCCACGUGGUCCACGUCAGCCAGGUCGUCACGGAGACGUCUUUCCUGAAGCGCUCGGAUCAGCUGCAGGCCACGCUGAGCUCGGGGGGCUUCGUCGACUUCUGCCAGGGGAAGAUCGAAGCGGCCGAGAACGAGUUCGAAAAGACUGUUUGGUCUUUCCUCAAGGCUAAUUUUGAGAGCGACAUUCGCAGCAAGUACCUGGAACUUCUCGGCUACAACAAAGAGGAACUGGCCUUGAAGAUUUCAGCAGCGCUGGAGGAGAAACCUGCCGAACCCUUGAAGGUGCCUCCCCCGUCGUCCCCCGAGCCUCCCCUAACCUUCGGCCUCGCGCCUCCCGUCGACACUCCAGAGGCAGCGUUCGACAUGAUCGCUGCUGCAAACCUCCAGCCUGCAGCCACACUCGACCUGAGUACCACUCCCGAAGCAGAGGCCGAAGAUUUGGGCGGUGAACCAGAACCAGAUGCACAACUGGACCAGGACAUCCCAGAAGUAGAGGAGGAGGAGGAGGAGAAGAAGGAGGAGGAAGAUGAGGAGGAGGAGGAGAUUCCUUUGGAGGAGGAGACGACAGCGCCUCAGACUGAAGAGACCAGUCCCAUCGUGACACCAGCCGAGGUCCCGGCUCCAGUUCCAACCCCGGCAGGAGGAGUCAACCUCAGCAUCAGUCCAGACGUGGACGGGCUGAUCACUCAGGCUCUUCUCACCGGAGACUUCGAGGGAGCCGUGGACCUCUGUCUCCACGACAACCGGAUGGCGGACAGCAUCAUCCUGGCCAUCGCCGGAGGGGCGGAGCUCCUGGAGAAAACCCAGAGGAAGUAUUUUAUGAAAACGCACAGCAAGAUCACAAAGCUGAUCAGUGCGGUGGUGAUGAAAGACUGGCACGACAUCCUCAGGACGUGCGACCUGCAAAACUGGAAGGAGGCUCUGGCCGCGGUCAUGACCUACGCUCGGCCCGAGGAGUUCUCCUCCCUCUGUGAUCUUCUCGGGGGCAGACUGGAGGCGGCAGAUGACGGUCGGCUUCAGUCACAAGCGUGUCUGUGCUACAUCUGUGCUGGCAACGUUGAGAAGCUGGUGUGUUGUUGGACCAGAGUGCAGGAUGGACACUGUCCUCUUUCUCUACAGGACCUGGUGGAGAAGGUGGUGGUGUUGCGUCGUGCCGUGGAGCUGACCCAGCGCUCCGGUCCGGCCGCUAUCGGCGUCCUGCUGGCGGAGAAGAUGAGCCAGUACGCCGGCCUGCUGGCCUCCCAGGGCAGCCUGUCCACGGCCAUCACAUACCUGCCCGACAACACCAACCAAGUUGCCGUCCAGCAGCUUCGUGACCGUCUGAGUCGAGCUCUGGGGCAGCAGCCGGUGGCUCAAACCCAGAGAACUCCUCAUCCUCAUCCUCAUCCUCAUCCUCAGCCUCAGACUCAGCCUCAGACUCAGCCUCAGAAUCAGCAGCGAGCAGCUCAGCCUCGACACCCGUACGCCCCGGUUCAAGCCCCCAUGGUGCCUCAACCCACUGCAGCCGCCCCGAGGGCCCAGCCUACGCCUGCCUCCGCCCCUGCACAGCCACCACAGUACUACCAGCCUGUGAGGGCUGCCUCCACUGUCACCUCCUGGAGUAACCAAACUCCCACAGCCCUCCCCAAUGUCCCUCCUCCUCCUCUUCAAGUAGGCAGCGCCUCAGACCAGCAGGUGGAGCCUUCUCACCCCAUGUACGGGAUCCCAGCCUCGGCCUCGGCCUCGUCCGCCGCCCCCCCGGCCUCCUCCACCACCCCCGCAUACAUGUACUCCCAUCAGUACCAGCCCUACCCCCAGGUCCACCAGUACCCGCCUGGAGCUGGGGGGCCAUUUAUCUAUCAGCCUCUUCAGUACACCUCCUCUUCCUCCUCCUCCUCCUCCUCCUCCUCUGCUGCUGCUCCUCCUCCUCCUCACCCAGAGCCUUCCUCCCCUCCUCACCCCAUCGGCUUUCUCUCUCAGUACACUCAGCCAGCACCUCCUCCUCUUUAUCAGCCUCCCGUCGCCCAGUGCCCGUCCUCCUCCUCCGCUCCCUCCCACCCUCUUUUCUUCCCCGCAUCCUCCUCCUCCUCCUCCUCCACCUCCUCCUCCUCCUCCUCCUUUCCCGCCGCUCCCUCCUCUGGAGCCUCUUUCCAGCAUGGAGGGCCAGGAUCUCCUGUGUCGUACAUGCCUCCUCCACCAGGUGGCAUCUCAGGUACACGACCGCAACAGAGAACAGGACCUCAGAACGGCUGGAACGACCCCCCGGCUCUGACCAGAGCCCCGAAGAAGAAGCCUGUCCCAGAGAACUACACCCCUCCUGCCCCGAUCACUGCCCCCAUCAUGGCUCCUCUGGGCUCUGACCCUCAUGCUCAGCCGGUGUCGUCUGGAGCCCCUCAGCCCAUGGUCCCUCAUGGAGCCCAGUACUCAGGCAUCCAGCAGCAUCAGCAGCAUCAGCAUCAGCCCCAGCAUCAGCAGCAGCAGCUCCCCCCUCCAGCCAUGAACCCCGCUCAGCCCCAGACCAGCAUGGAGGGCCCCCCCGGAGCACCGACCGGAGACAUGAUCCAGCCUCUGCAGUCCAUCCCCGCUGAGAAGAUCCUGAAGAAGCCGAUCCCUGACGAGCACCUGGUCCUGAAGACCACCUUCGAGGGUCUGAUCCAGAAGUGUCUGAGCGUGGCCAUCGACCCCCAAACCAAGAGGAAGCUGGACGACGCCAACAAACGUCUGGAGGCUCUGUACGACAAACUCAGAGAGCAGACGCUUUCGCCCGCCAUCGUCGGAGGACUCCACAACAUCGCCCGGAGCAUCGAGUCCCGGUCCUACGCCGAGGGCCUCAACAUCCACACCCACAUCGUCAGCAGCAGCAACUUCAGCGAGACGUCUGCGUUCAUGCCCGUCCUCAAGGUGGUGCUGACGCAAGCCAACAAGCUCGGAGUCUGACGAGACGGGGGGACAAAAAAAAACAACUUAAUUUGACGGAGGAAGAUGCAGUUAAAUUUUUUCUUUGUGCCAAAAUAUGUUAUUUUGGGACGCAACUCAAACACAAGCCAUGCUGUCAGUCAGUCAGUCAGUCAGUCAGUCAGUCAGUGGUGGAAGAUGAUUCUGAGCCAACAAAGGGCUACUUGUAGAUUUAUGGAUGAGAAUUUAGGGAAUAUGCAACGAUCCUAUUAAAAGUAAAUGACAGAUCAGCGGUUAUGGAAUUAAAUAUAAUAUAAAUAGGGCAUUUCUGUCUACAUGUGUCUGCGAUCACGCUAAAUGCUGUAACUUUAGAGAAUAAUCCAAGUGAAUUCUGCAUUAAUAGACUCCUGGUGCAUGCUUUUAGCUCAUAAUCAUGCAAACGUUUAGAUUAAAAAAAAAAAAAAAAAACGAUUUCCGUGCACUACAACAAUCCUGAGACUUUAUAACCACGAUAAAUAAAUAAAUACACAAUAGAAGUUUACGUUACAGUGUCGCUUCGGACAAUUUUGUGCCUUUCAGAAUUUUCAACAUUUCUGUCUGUGAUUAAACAAAAAAGAAAUAUUAGAUUUAUGUAUUAUGGAGGAAUCUGUACAGAACGUCUUCAGUUCUGAUGUGUUGUUGAGUUUCCUCACAUGAAUUGAACAUUUCUAUUAGAUUAAGGACGGGACUUAGACUUGGCUGCUCCUAAACAUUCAUUUUGUUUACUUCAACUGUUCUUUUUUUUAUCCUUGUUUUUACUCCAUGACCCCGUUUCUCUUCAGAUUCAGCUCAUGGACAAAGGUCCUGACAUUUCCUUUUAGAAUUCACUGCUAUAAAAUACAUCGAUACGAAUCUGAAAGGUGCAAAAACCGCUUCAAGUGUCACUGUAAAUACAAACUUCUUCAGUCGUAUGUGUACAUGCAUCAUCGUCUGCAUGCAUUUUUAUUUUUUUUUAAAGUAGACCAAUAAAUGAGGCAGAUUACAUCAAAUUAGGGCAUUUAUUUUGGGCAGUUUAAAGCAAAAGCUGAAUGAAACAUGUGCCAGUUUAUUUUUUUUAAUGCUUCUAUUAUGACUUUUUGUUCUUUCACCACUCGUGUCUCUGUGUGCGACACAUUGGACCAAGAUGUGCGUGGGAGUUUAGAAAGCGACGUCAAAUCCCACGUGUUUAGGACGUUUUUGUUGUUUAAUUUCGUUUUUAUUUUUUCAGCGUAAUCACUCAGCAGGAGGAGGGCAACAGACUUUUUAAACCGAGGCUUUUUAUGGCGUUUUUGAAGUAUGCAUGCUUAAAUGAAACAGUCGCCUUUUACUGGUAAUUAUCUGCUAAUUAGUCGGACCUCAGAAGGAAGCGAGGAAGGAGACUUGUACUUGAUUUUCAUUCCAACUAUGGCGAGGGUGGUCGGCCUCUCUUUGUGUUGUUAAUAAAAAGAACAAGUCUUUGUUUUAGACUGACUACAUGCAAUAUUUUCAAUAAAUAGUAUUUAUUUACAAGAAAGUGUUGCAUUUUUUUUCCAAUUCAUGAAAUAAAAGAUUGUCAAA